Nicotiana tabacum (common tobacco) is the source of this 3257-nucleotide messenger RNA. Lineage: Eukaryota; Viridiplantae; Streptophyta; Magnoliopsida; Solanales; Solanaceae. The record is from RefSeq and is a predicted model, not a curated record.
UGAAUAUUGCAGGGCUUGUCAAACAGGAGAACUGGCGCUACUAGUAUAAACGCUGAGAGUUCACGUUCUCACAGUGUAUUUACUUGUGUUGUUGAAUCACGAUGCAAGAGGAUGGCCGAUGGCUUAAGCUGCCUGAAGUCAAGUAGGAUAAAUCUCGUAGAUCUUGCCGGGUCAGAAAGGCAAAAGCUAACUGGUGCAGCUGGAGAUCGCCUGAAGGAAGCUGGGAACAUCAAUCGCUCCCUGUCACAGCUGGGGAACUUGAUAAACAUUCUAGCAGAAGUUUCCCAAACAGGAAAGCAUCGGCACAUUCCCUAUAGAGAUUCCAAGUUGACUUUUUUGUUACAGGAAUCUCUUGGUGGAAAUGCAAAACUUGCAAUGAUAUGUGCCAUUUCUCCAGCCCCGAGUUGUAAGAGCGAGACUUUCAGUACCCUGAGAUUUGCCCAACGCGCAAAGGCAAUCAAGAAUAAGGCAGUUGUCAAUGAGGAAAUGCAGGAUGAUGUAAAUGUCUUGAGGGAAGUUAUACGACAGUUAAAGGAUGAGCUGAUAAGAGUGAAGGCCAAUGGCUCUCAAGCAGAUCAAAAUGGAAAUUAUUCAUCAGGGUGGAAUGCGCGUAGAAGCUUAAAUCUUUUGAAAUUCAGCCUCAAACGUCCAAUAGAUGAUGAUGGUGACACAGAAAUGGAAAUUGUUGAGGAAGCCGAACUAUUAGGUCUCUUACCAGAAGGAAGUAAAGAGAUUGGAAUCUUGCGAAAAACUCUUUCCAGGAAUUCCUUGGUUGUUGCUCCUGAAGGACAUGACGAAGAAAAGGAGAACACAACCAAGAGAGAGGAAGGUUCCGAGGAUACAGACGUUACCAUGGAGGAAGAGGUAUCUGAACAUGUCCAACCUGAAAACAAAGUUAUUGAUUGUGCUGGGGUGAGGAACUUGGAUAAUUGUUCCAUGGCUGUAGAAAAUGUUGAGGCCGCUUUGAAGAAAUCCAUGUCGAAGAGGCUUGAUAGUGAUCUUUCUCGAGAGCCUAUUGAAGUAGAGUGUCUUCCAUCGCUGGCCAUUAAUUUGCAUCAUGGAGUAAAGAGGGAACUGGUAGAAGAAACAGCCUCAGAGCAAUGUGAAGACUACAAUGAAAGAACUCCUGAAAACUCUUCUAAAUGCUUGGAUGGUGAUGCAGCUUGUACGGACCUUAGCAUAGUUACAAAUGAUAAAUCUCCCAUUUUAAAGUCACCCACUCCAAGCGUUUCACCAAGAGUUAAUAGCAGUAGGAAAAGUCUUAGGACAUCAUCGAUGCUGAGUGCUUCUCAGAAGGAUCUUAGAGAGAGUAAGUUGGACGCACCACAUUUGUCCUUUGCAAAGCCUUCUAACAGUAUUUGUUUGAACUCUCAACCUAAUCAGAGAAGUAAAAGUUGUUUCACGUCGACUGAGCAUUUGGCUGCUAGUCUACAUAGGGGACUUGAAAUUAUAAGUAAUCACCAAAGUACAUCUUUGAGGCGGUCCUCAUUCAGAUUUUCUUGCAAACCUGCUGAUAUUAGAGCAAUUAUACCAGUUGCUAAAGCAGAUGUGGGCAUCCAAACAAGUAUUAGAGAUUCAAUAUUUUUGUGUGGUAAAUGUAAGGCAAGAAACUCCCAGCAAGAGCUUAAAGAUGCCAACAAUGACUCAAACAUGCAGUUGGUACCAGUUGAUGGAUCACAGUUGGUACCUACUGAUGGAUCACAGUCCUGCGAAAAGUUCAAGAUUCAAGUACCCAAAGCAGUAGAAAAGGUAUUGGCAGGAGCAAUACGGAGAGAGAUGGCACUGGAAGAAAUAUGUGCCAAGCAAACUUCUGAGAUCAUGCAACUCAACCGCUUGAUUCAACAAUACAAACUUGAGCGAGAAUGCAACGCCAUUAUUGGCCAAACACGGGAGGAUAAGAUUGUUCGCCUUGAGAGCUUAAUGGAUGGAAUCCUACCAGCAGACGAGUUCAUGGAGGAUGAACUGUUAUCACUCACUCAUGAGCAUAAGCUUCUGAAGGAGAAAUAUGAAAAUCAUCCAGAAAUUUUAAGUACGAAAAUUGAAUUAAGAAGAGUUCAAGAUGAACUGGAACGGUAUCGUAACUUCUUUGACUUAGGUGAGAGGGAAGUUUUGCUGGAGGAGAUUCAGGAUUUGAGAAGCCAGCUCCAGUUUUAUGUAGAUUUUUCAUCAAAGUCAUCCAAGAAAGGAAAUUCACCUCUGCAAUUAACUUAUCCAUCCGAGUCAAGUGAGCCUUCGCCUUUAUCCACUAUUCUAGAGUCAACUGAGGUGAGUGCUGAGCAGAGACUUGAAAGAGAGAGGAUUCAAUGGGCUGAAACAGAAAGCAAGUGGAUUUCUCUUGUAGAAGAAUUGAGGUUAGACUUAGAUGCUAGCCGCAGCAUGGCGGAAAAGCAUAAACAAGAACUAGAUUUGGAGAAGAAGUGUUCGGAAGAGCUAAAAGAAGCAAUGCAGAUGGCAAUGCAGGGACAUGCACGCAUGCUUGAACAGUAUGCUGAACUCGAGGAGAAACAUAUGCAAUUGCUUAUCAGGCAUAGGAAGAUCCAAGAUGGUGUAGAGGAUGUCAAGAAAGCAGCUGCAAAGGCAGGAGUCAGGGGUGCUGAAUCCAAAUUUAUCAAUGCUCUUGCUGCAGAAAUUUCAGCUCUAAAAGUCGAAAGGGAAAAGGAGAGGCGAAUGUUUAGGGAGGAAAAUAAGGGGCUUCAGGCUCAACUGAGGGAUACUGCUGAAGCUGUACAAGCGGCUGGUGAAUUGCUUGUGCGGCUUAAAGAGGCAGAAGAAGCUAUUGCAGCCGCUGAGAAACGAGCCAUUGAAGCAGAGCAAGAAGCUAAUGCGGCUUACAAACAGAUUGAUAAACUGAAGAAGAAACAUGAAAGGGAGAUCAACAAUUUGAAUCAGUUACUUGAAGUAUCAUCUCAACCUAAAGAAAGAUCAGAAGCCAUAUACGAUAAUUCCGCGACAGCAACAUAUGAAGUAGGGGAGGUGAAUAACGUCAGUGAUAAGCAGUGGACAGAAGAAUUCAAGUCAAUCUACAAUAGAGAAGAGGACUUGACAAAUUUAGGAGAGCCAUCUUCUUGGUUCUCAGGAUAUGACAGAUGCAACAUAUAGACUAGGAAAUGUUUGAUGUAAAGGUGGUGUGUUGUAUGUACCAAUAAUAGUGUUAUAUGAUAUGGUUUUGGAAAGGUGUAGCUUUUCUCUUCAAAUUUCAAUGAUAGGAAUUGAUUGUAUCGCCAAUUGUGAAAAAACCAACUUAUUGGAUCAUUCAA